Pelobates cultripes (western spadefoot toad) is the source of this 40210-nucleotide messenger RNA. The record is from the annotation of a GenBank genome assembly. NCBI's taxonomy places the organism in Eukaryota, Metazoa, Chordata, Amphibia, Anura, Pelobatidae.
GGGGCAGUGACGCGCACGGCAGCACGUGUCCCCCCAUUGGCAGCCUUGUCCUGGUGACAUUGGGGAUGGCUGGGCGGGCUGUGCUGCGGGUACAGGUGGUCCUGAGCAGGUGUAAUACCCGGGGCAAUAGUGGCUCGGCUGCUGGCUACUGUUUGGACCUGGUCAGGUAAGCACACAGGGUUUGGCUCCAAUCUGUAAGUCAACUAAGUGUCUGAUUUCAUGUAAAAUGUGAAUAUCCCUUUAACCCCUUAAGGACUUAACUUCUGGAAUAAAAGGGAAUCAUGACAUGUGUCCUUAGGGGGUUAAAGACUUUUUUUUUUUUUUUUUGUGCAAACUUUCUUCAUUGCAGAGUUUGUUUAAAGGAACGCUGUAUAUAGUGUUAGGGAUACAAAUCUGGACUUUCUUAUAAGCGAUUAAACGUCAAUUAGCGGAGAAGACGUAAAUACGUAUAAAGUAAACACACUGUGCUGUCACGUCUGAUUGAAAAAUUAAACCUUUUGGGUUUUUUUUCAUGCAGGCUGUGUCAGUUACAUUCAGGUGAGAUGUGGCGAAAGGCUGCAUAAACAGAAACAAAAGUGCUUUAAUGCCACAAGGACAGCGGUGAUUGUCCAAGUUCUGAACCAAAACAAAACCUAGUAUUUCCUCUAUCGGUUUGUCCCAAUGUAAUUUAAGUGCCCCUAUACAUAUUAUAUAUAUAUAUAUUUUUUUUUUUUAAAUAUCCAAAUGUAUAAGUAACACAACAUUAUGUGUGAAUACAGUUUAAAAACAAAAAGGGGGGAGAAUGAAUUUUUCACCUUUGUGCUCAUAAUAUUUUUUACACAUCCAAUGCUACUAAAGUAAAAGAACUCAACAUAGAUACACAUGUCACUCCCCUUUGUUAAGUCUAGGAUUUAAAUACAUUUUUGGUAGUUAAUGCUAUGUUGACUCUCUUUCCCACAAAACUAUACUUCCAAUACCCCUUACAUUAUGCUUGCACUACCUUUAAUUCUACACUAGUCCAAAUCCAACAUUGACCCUUACCUUACCCUACCACUAUCCCCCUAACCCAGAGGAAACUCUCAGAUAUCAGCCGAUGGUCUUCCUAGUUAAAACAGUAGGUGUUAUGUUGCCACCAUCUACUGGCUUUUUUCAGUAUUACAGGAAAAAGCAAUGUUUUUUGUUUUGUUUGUUUUUUUUACAUAAGAUUUUCCUGUAAUAGUGAAUGAAGCAUGCUUUUCCAGGCAAUUACCCCGUCAUCAGUGCUGGGCACAUGGCAAAGCCCAACACCGAUCACAAUCAGCAUGGGGACAUGCAGGUAGACCCUCAAGGUUUCCAUUUUUGCAGUCUGAAAAUCACUGUGGCUAAGCAAGAUUACUCAGCUGCCUGUUUUGAAUGGAUUUAAAGGGCUGUAUGCAGCUCAUCGUCAAGCUGGGACUUUAAAAAUAUCCUAACAUUGGGAAGGGGUUAACUCCUAAAUGGCAGAUAAUUUAUCAGUGAGACUGUAGGGGGAUGGUGUAUACAGCAAAGCUACUUCAUAAAACUAAAGUUGGUUUGGUGCUCAGAGUAUCCCUUACAGCCACGAUUUCUUUAGUGCUUGAGGUUAAGGAGCAUGAUUUGGAAAUUUCGAUAUUCUGCAGUAUUCCUAUUGUGCAAUUCAGUCACUACAUUUCAAUCUGCCAUUUUUGUGUGUGUUACAAAUACAGUAAAUUAUAAAUAAUUUCAAAUUGAUUUCAUUAAUGAAUUGUUUCAAUUUUGUAGGAAACGUGACUAUGAAGGAUUCCUGUGUACGCUGCUGCUGCCUCCGGGGUCUCAGACUUCUGCUUUUGCAUUGCGGGCAUUGAAUGUGGAAUUGUCCCAGGUGUGUAUUCUGUUGACCUCAAGAAGUGCUGUCUUCAAUAUAAAUUGCAAAACUUCUAAGGCGAAUGGGCGGUUUCUGUUCCAUUGUCUAUGGACACUUAUUGUUGAUGCGGGGAAUUAUGUUGCUCAUGUGUCACCAUAUAUUCAAAUCUAUGUAUGUGUAAAUAUUAUGGCUGCAUUAUGUGUUGGGCUGAUUGUUAUAUUCAUGGCACCCCCUGCUGAGACUCACAAAGCCUCCCACACACUUCUUUAAAACAGUCUCUCUUUUUUUCCCCUUUUAUCUUUUUUGCAAAGUAUGUUUAAUUUAGAAUUCCUUAUCUACGAUUUUAUUAAUAGCCUGCUAGAUAAUCCCAUAUAGGAUUAAAGUUUAAUUAUCAGUUUAGGAAAACAUUACUUUUACUGUGAUGUAAGAUCUUUUGAAAUGAAACCCUUUUUUGUUCAUGCAGACUAUGCAAGUAACAUAUAGGAGAUGCGUGGCUAGGGCUAUAGAAAGAAAAGUGUUUUAACUCCUUCAUUUGAUAAUUCAGUAGUGAGACUGCAGGGGCAUGACCUAUACUGCUUUAUUAAACUAAGGUUGUUUUGGUGCCUGAGUAACUGACCCCUUAACACCAUAAAAUAAUGUAAUGCUGCUAUGAUGAAUACAUAGCCUUGUUAUUCACUUGCUUCCUGAUAUAAAGCAUGCCUUGUGGUUUGGAAUAUAGCCCCUGGCUUAAAAUCUGACUGAACUGUUUCCUUCUGUAGGUGAAAGACUCUGUGUCUCAGAGAAACCUCGGUUUGAUGAGGAUGCAGUUUUGGAGGGAUGCUGUCCAAGAAAUAUACAGUGGGAACACCCCUCAUCACCCUGUUGCGCUAGAACUGUCAAAAGUAAUUUUAUUUUAAUUGUAUGAAUUGAGCAUUCUAUCUGUUAUUUAAAAGUAACUGAAAGAACUGUGGAAAAUAAGUUGUUGACUUAAAAUCAGCAUUCACCAGCACCUGUAUGUAGGGUCGAAGGUUAUGUACAGUGAGGGGAAAAAAGUAUUUGAUCCCCUGCUGAUUUUGAAUGUUUGCCCACUGACAAAGAAAUGAUCAGUCUAUAAUUUUAAUGGUAGGUGUAUUUUAACAGUGAGAGACAGAAUAAAAAAAAAACAAAUAUCCAGAAAAACGCAUGCAAAAAAAGCUAUAAAUUGAUUUGCAUGUCAAUGAGUAAAGUAAGUAUUUGAUCCCCUAUCAAUCAGCAAGAUUUCUGGCUCCCAGGUGUCUUCUAUUUAGGUAACAAACUGAGAUUAGGAGCCAGGGCCGCCAUCAGGGGGUGACAACCAUAACGGUUGUCACGGGCCCGGCGGCCUUGGGGGGCCCACGUGCACGCUGAUGGGGCCCACCGGGUGGCCCACGCACUUAGGGCCACCCGAUGGGCCCCAUAUCUUCAGGGGCCCGGUCAGCGCUGUGGCCGUGGUAUAGCGCGACUGGGCCCCUUUUAAAAAAAAAAAAAAAAUGCAGCUGCAGCGCAAGUUUUGCUGGGAGGAAGUGGUCACUUCCUCCCAGCUCACUCCGCGCGGGAGGAGCGUGCGCCCGGCAAUGAAGAGGGAGAGCCAGCCGACUCCCAGUCCCAUCAGCCCCAGCCACCCUCCUGUUUCUUACCUUGUCUUUGCAGGAGGGUGGCUGGAAAAUGAGCUGUGAAUGUAUGUCUAUGUCUGUCUGUGUGUAUGUAUGUCUGUAUCACAUUAUGGAUGUCAGUGUCUGUAUGAAUGUAUGUCUGUAUGUCAUUAUGAAUGUGUGUAUGUAUGGAUGUCAGUGUCUGUAUAAAUGUAUGCAUGUCAUUAUGUGUGUAUGUAUGUCUGCAUGUCAUUAUGAAUGUAUCUGUAUGUCCUUUUGCAUGUGUGUCUGUAUGUAUGUUAGUAUGUGUCUGUCACUAUGUACGCCUGUGUGUCUGUAUAUGUGUGUAUGUCUCAAUAUGUGUGUGUCAGUAUGUAUGCCUACAUGCGUAUCAGUAUGUGUGUCUGUAUGUAUGUAUGUUAGUAUGUGUCUGUCACUAUGUACGUCUGUAUGUGUGUAUGUCUCAGUAUGUGUGUGUCAGUAUGUAUGCCUAUAUGCGUAUCAGUAUGUGUGUCUGUUAGUAUGUAUCAGUGUGUGUGUGUGUAUCUGUGUCCUUUUGUAUCAGUGAAUGUGUUUGUGUCUGUGUGUGUGUAUUCCUGUGGGCGGGAUUUGGAGGCGGUCUCCGUGGGCGGUUUUGGAGGCGGGCCCCCAGGGGCCCAUACCCUGAGCUCAGUUAGGGGCCCCAAAAUUUCUGGUGGCGUCCCUGUUAGGAGCACUCUCUUAACCCCUUAAGGACACAUGACAUGUAUGACAUGUCAUGAUUCCCUUUUAUUCCAGAAAUUUGGUCCUUAAGGGGUUAAAGGGAGUGCUCCUAAUCUCAGCUCGUUACCUGUAUAAAAUACACAUGUCCACAGAAGCAAUCAAUUAGAUUCCAAACUCUCCACUAUGCCAAGACCAAAGAGCUGUCCAAGGAUGUCGGGGACAAGGUUGGAAUGGGUUACAAGACCAUCGACAAGCAGCUUGGUGAGGUGACAACAGUUGGUGCGAUUAUUUGCAAACGGAAGAAAUACAAAAAAACAGUCAGGCUCCCUCGGUCUUGUGCCCAAUGCAAGAUCUCACCUUGUGGAGUUUCAAUGAUCAUGAGAAUGGUGAGGAAUCAGCCCAGAACUACGCAGGAGGAUCUUGUUAAUGAUCUCAAGGCAGCUGGGACCAUAGUCACCAAGAAAACAAUUGGUAACACACUACACCGGGAAGGACUCAAGAAAGCACAUGAACAGGCUCGUCUGAAGUUUGCCAAUGAACAUCUGAAUGAUUCAGAGAAGAACUGGGUGAAAGUGUUGUGGUCAGAUGAGACCAAAAUUGAGCUCUUUGGCAUCCACUCAACUCACAGUGUUUGGAGGAGGAGGAAUGCUGCCCAUGACCCCAAGAACACCAUCCCCACCAUCAAACUUGGAGGUGGAAUGCCCUCAGCCAGGGCAUUGAAAAUGGGUCAUGGAUGGGUAUUCCAGCAUGACAAUGACCCAAAACACACAGCCAAGGCAACAAAGGAGUGGCUCAAGAAGAAGCACAUUAAUGCUUCUAUAGAGACCGAGCCUUAUUUUAUAGUUAGGAUAGCCUUAUGCCUAUCCCACACAUGCUUAAACUCCUUUACUGUGUUAACCUCUACCACUUCAGCUGGAAGGCUAUUCCAUGCAUCCACUACCCUCUCAGUAAAGUAAUACUUCCUGAUAUUAUUUUUAAACCUUUGUCCCUCUAAUUUAAGACUAUGUCCUCUUGUUGUGGUAGUUUUUCAUCUUUUAAAUAUAGUCUCCUUCUUUACUGUGUUGAUUCCCUCUAUCAUAUCCCCCCUGUCUCGUCUUUCCUCCAAGCUAUACAUGUUAAGAUCCUUUAACCUUUCCUGGUAAGUUUUAUCCCGCAAUCCAUGAACCAGUUUAGUAGCACUUCUCUGAACCCUCUCUAAGGUAUCAAUAUCCUUCUGAAGAUACAGUCUCCAGUACUGUGUACAAUACUCCAAGUGAGGUCUCACCAAUGUUCUGUACAAUGGCAUGAGCACUUCCCUCUUUCUACUGCUAAUACCUCUCCCUAUACAACCAAGUAUUCUGCCAGCAUUUCUGCUGCUUUAUUACAUUGUCUGCCUACCUUUAAGUCAUCAGAAAUAAUCACCCCUAAAUCCCUUUCCUCAGAUGUUGAGGUUAGGACUCUAUCAAAUAUUCUGUACUCUGCCCUUGGGUUUUUUACGUCCAAGAUGCAUUACAAGAAACAUCUGACCACUGUGAUUGCCAACAAAAGUUUUGCCACCAAGUACUAAGUCAAAGGAGUCAAAUACUCAUUGACAUGCAAAUCAAUUUAUAACUCUUUUUUGACGUGCGUUUUUCUGUCUCUCACUGUUAAAAUACACAUACCAUUAAAAUUAUAGACUGAUCAUUUCUUUGUUAGAGGGCAAACGUUCAACAUCAGCAGGGGAUCACAUACUUUUUUCCUCUCACUGUAGCAUCAUGUAACCGACCUAUUCACAGUACAGGAAAACCUUCCAUGAUCUGACAGAGACAUCUGUGUGAUAGCGAACACAGCAUUCACCAAUCGCCAUAUACACUGCUUAAAGAGAAACUGCCACUUUGGAAGUUAUGGUCUGUGCUGUUAGCAUUUUAUUUAGAUAUUUUAGUAAAAAUAAAACACAUUUGUAAGUGUGAUGCAUGGCAUCAUGGGAAAUAUAUUCACAGUGGCACACCUGCAGUAUUAUGGAAAGAUGACCACACCUAGAAGUACAGUGGAUGCAAGUGUGUGUUCUUGCUGUACACCUCACCCCAGUAUGCGAGGUCUUCUGGAAUCCUAUAAAAUUGAACUGUUGUCCACAUAAAGGUUUUUAAUUAUGAAGAUAUUGUUGCAAAUACCGGGAAAGAUGGCAGGACAUAAGAUUUAUUGGGGCUUUUUACUUGCAGAAUGUUUUUACAUGACCAAUGAUAAUAUGUACAAUCUGGUGUCUACUUUAUAAUGCUUGGGAUGUGUAGAACAGCCUGAAAAUGGGAAGAGAAGAUGGGUCGCUUGGUUCCUCCCUGUAACUAUUCAGGUAAUUAGGCUACUAGCCAGUUUCCAAGUGUUUGUUUCUAAUAUUCAUAUUCUCACAAUAGUUUCUGAAAUGAAUUGAAAAAUAGCUUUAAAAAUGUUCUGAAAAUAUUCCAGAGGUAUUCCAUUGAGUGGGACUAUAAUAUAAGACCUAAUUUCCUUCUCACUGGGUCUAGACCCCCAGGUUCUUCCUUUAAGUGAGAUACAUCUUGUUAAUGGGCUGGGUUAUGCCCUCAACACAAGGUCAGGAACAUAUAAACUGAUUUUUAUGAUGAAAUUUAGGCACUGUCUAUAUACCUCAAAAAAAUAUAUUUAUAUAGAGACCGAACUUCACAUAGCCUGCUAUGCUCAGAUCCAGAACUGUUGGAGCAUCAGAUCUCAUUUCUGUUUUCUACUCUUCAACAGUGUGGACUCCCAGCCCUGACAUUUAUUGCAGAAUGAGAAAUGGCACUGCACCACACUGGCACAAGGUUUGUGACCUGACUCACCACUGCUACCUGGCAAGUAAAGUACAGGAAGUGGUGUGUAUAUAAUUAUAUGCCUCUGGUAAGAAGAAAAAGAAAAAAACACCACUCACUGCCCAGCCCGUAGACCUGAUUAAUGAUAUCCUGUGACAUUUAUUCACCUUUGGUUGUAAAGCCCACUUACAAUCAUAUUCUGAAAGAAAACACAUGGCAUGAUUGUUUGAUUGUUUUUUUUUUUUUAACAAUACAACGUCAUUCCCAUCUGCCCUGCUUUUGCCGCACCACGUGACUUUAGCCAGUUCUGCAUACAGAUAACCCUAAUAGUUAAUUCAGCUCUUAAAUAUAGCUUAGUAUGUAGAGCCACUAGUCUGGAAACAAUGCACCUAUCUCACAUGGACACUGGGGUUCACCAAGAUGGAAGAGCUAUGAUCGGUGUAGGAAGCGCUACCUUUUAACUCAUUAGGGAGAAUCCAGAUCAAUGCUGCCAUAUAGACAUGAUAUUUAUUGAUUUCACUAGAGGUCACAUUUUCAGUGGUUAUUCAUCUAAUCCAACAACAAAACAUUAUAGAAAUCAUAUUCAUUAAAAAAAUACUACUUUUGUUAAUAUAAUUGGAAAUGUCAGUGAUGUUUGGAAAGGUACAUUUUGUGUACUGAUCUUCAUCCAAAGGUGUACCUGAUGUUUUUGGUUAAUGUAGCUGAAAAUUCUUUUUUUUUUUUUUAAAACUGGUAUGCACACACAGAUGUUUGUAGCCACAAUGGUGUGUGUCUGGGACUGGGGGAAAAAAAUCAAAUUACCAUAAUUUGUGGCAGAAAUAAAAACUACCUCUAAACUGUUGAAUACUAUGUGUGUACAACUUGGAAUCCAAAUGGCAACAUUUUAUGCCAAAACAAAGAGUUAAGAAGACCGUUACAAUUAAGUCUUACCUGUGCAGCUAAUAAUUUUUCUGUUAAUUUUUCCAAUCACUACUCUUCACCAUUUAGUGAAUAAACCCUUAUGUUUUAUGCACCUUACUGUUUCUGAGAUCACCGUUUACUCUUGAUUGUGUUUAUUUUAAGGCUGUCCAGAAGCACAAGCUGACGAAGAGAUGGCUGACCAGGAUUGUAGAUGAAAGAGUGAGUAUGCAUCGUUGUUUCUUCUCCAAUUAUUACUUAAAGUAAGCAUGUCAAACUCAAAGGCUAACACAGGCCAAAUAAACAAGGUUUAAGUUUAUAUGCGCUGGAAAAAAAAAAACUUCAGUUUUUGUAGAAUCGUAGGUUUAUUUAGAAAAGUACAGUAUAAAAAAAAAAAGUUGCCUAACUGACACUGGACGUCCUCACUCUCGUAGGGUUUCAAAGUAAGCAAAAGAACAAAUGUAUUUUAAGGAGACGUGCAUUUGCAUAUAACCAAUGUUUCAAUCCAACUAACUUCACAUAGUAAGAAAAGUUUGGUAAUGGGACUGACGGUGAAUGUAUGCUGUUACACAGCUGUAAAAAACAAAUUACUUUUUCUUGUGGAUUUUUAAGUCCUAUGAGGGUGUUCUUCACUUUGGCUGAGAUCAUCAAACUUGAUGAUCUCAGUCAAUCCUAUGCUUUCCCAUAUUAUUAUUACUGGUAUUUAUAUAGCGCCCAGCAUAUUCCGUAGCGCUUUACAAUAUUAUCAAAGGAGGAGACUUAACAAUAAAUGAGAAAAUUACAAAAACUUACAGGAACAAUAGGUUGAAGAGGGCCCUGAUCAAACGCGAUUACAGUCUAUAGGAUAGAAAAGCAUUGGGAGGCUAUUGUGCAUGUGUGGGGAAAAAAGCUGCGCUGCCAAUCAUCAUCUCCAUGGGGAGCGUUCAGCGCCCCCAUGCAGGCCCAAUCUAAUACACGGCCCACUCCCUCCCCCAAUUUAAUACACAGCCCCCUACCUGCCUCAAAUGAAUACACUUUCCCCCCCUGCCCAAAUAUAGCACAUUACACAGGAAGGUCCCCCAAAUCCCUCUUCCCCUACCUUAAGAUAAGCUGCCAGUCCUCCAGUUCCAGCCCUGCUUUUCUCUGCUCAAGCAGGCCAGACGCUCCUCUAGCACUGCAAGCAGGAGGGAAGGGGGAGUGACUGGUCUGCGGGAGCUCGCGAUCGGCCAUGGGAAGGAAGACAAGAAUCAGACAAAACAAAGUGGGCCCCAGGGCAGGUGGACCACAAAUGUAUCCAUUGUGGGCCACAGGUUUGACAUGCUUGCCUCAAUGGAUUAUUCCAACCACCAUAACCACUAAAGCCUGCUGACCCCAUGCUUGGAUUGGCUCUCUUAAAAUACAUUGCAGACACCAUAACCACUUUUGCCACUUAAAUUGGUUAAGCUAUUGGGAUUCUGUCCUUGCAGUCUUACGAUGCAUUUUUAUUUUUCAUUAUGGCAAUAAAGGGAUUUUAAGCGUACCUCAUUGUUGGGUUUGCGUGACUUGUCAGACAGAGAGCUAGGAAUUAUCCUUCCUGGCUCACAGCACACAAUGUAUGCUUCCCACAUCCAAAUAGAACACUAUCUUUCUUUAAAAUUGGUGUUUCAUGGAGCCUGUACAGGUUCUCAACAAAGUUUCAGUGACAUUUCCCUCUUGGGACUUGCAGUCACUCACUUUUGUGGAUAUUACUAAGUGUAUUGAGAGCCUGCAAUAAUAAUACACAGCUCUCUGAAUGACAGGGCUUGGUGUUGGUGGCUACAGCGUCCCUUCAAAUGUCUGUAGUUCUUUUUUUAUUUUAUUUUUUCAUAUAUUGUGAUACUUGAAUUAUACUAUAGUAUACAAUUUGUAUUUUAUUUUUUCAUAUAUUGUGAUACUUGGAUUAUACUAUAGUAUACAAUUUUUGUAUUUUAUUUUUUUGAUUGUAAAUGUAUUUUUAGCCCAAAUUAUUUGCAGAGUACACACUGCCAGUUUCAUUAUUUUGCUACAGUUUGCUAGAGUAGCUACAUUUUAUGUCCGCAUGACAUAGUGGACUAACGGAGCAUAUAGUUGGACACCUUUGGGCACAAAAUAUGUAUGCCUCCUUCUUUAUUUUCUUCUUUUUUCCCGUACCUUGAAAAGAUCCACUUUGCAAUUCCAACAUUUUGCCAAAUCUUUCAUUUUAGCAUUGUAUAAGAAUGAUUAUAUUAUAUGUUAUGUUUAAAAAGAAAAAUAGUUUAACUCCAGCCUCCAGUGCCACUGUUAAUGUGAUAAUAGUGCCACCUGCUGGCCACUAUGCUGCAAAUCACACCAAUUUUGUGCUGAUGAAGUGUGUGUCCUCAUAGGGUAUCAUGGUUAUACAGUAAACUGAUUAUCAGGAGUUCAUCAGAGCAUUGUAUAUUUUAGAAGAACACUUAAACAAAGUUUAAAUAGCUUAUCUAUUGUUCUAAUUAUUUGGACAAUUCACAAUUUAGGGAAUGUAUGGCCUGUUUGUAUGCAAAACUAAAUUAUCUCUCUACAGCACUCCCUAUUUAGCCUUUUGUAACUGUUUACAUUGUUUUUAAUUAUAUGAAUUUGUUGGAGAAUUGUAUUUGUUUUGUUUUUCUGGUCUGGUCUAUUUUCUCUAUUGGCACUUGUGACCCAGAUAUUUCCCCUUUGUCUCAUUUCAUGUUACCAAUCCCUAGAUUUCAGUCUUCCUUUCCUGUUUGUCUCUUCACAUUAUACCAUUACCCCCUCAUACUUUGCUCUCUUAGAGUUAGCUAUGUCUUGAUUGGGGCAAUGCUUUGCAGGGCAAAUAGAAGAUCUCAAACCGCAAACGUUUCCCUAUUGGAUCAGUGUAGAUUAAUUGAUAGUUACCAAAUAUUCAGAUGGUUUGCUGAAUUGCUGUUUGUACUGAUUGUAUUUUAUUGAUACUUUCCAAUUACAGUCAUGUAUGUUUCAUACCAAGUAAACAAUUAAAAACAUUUUUGGUUUGUUUCUAGGAAAAUAAUCUGGAUAAUAGGGCUUAUGGAAGCCUGAAAGAUUUAGAAACGUAUGCAGAGAACACACAGAGUUCCCUACUGUACCUUAUCUUGGAAACACUUGGUAGGUAAACAUAUCCUCUGUGUAAAGCACAGAACGGUAUUUGUAUUUAACUCCUUAAUGACCAAAUAUUACACUUUGCUGUCAUCACAGUCUGUUUGUGUGUGCUACGGCAAUUUAAUACCCACGUCCUGCAAGAAAUCAAGGUGGCAGCACAGGACAGAAGAUAUUUGGUUAAUAACUCCUAAAGCAAUGACAUCUAUAAUUUAUCACUAUGAUAACUUGUAUAUUAAUUGCUUAACCCCCUUAAAGAGUAACUGUCAUUUUCUUAAUUUCUUCAUUGGAACUCUGUAGGUAUAUGUUGUUCCCUAAGUUUCUCUUUAAGCUGACCCCAACAAUUCCCUACCUAGUUUCACUUCUUUCUUCACCAGACCAUGCCCUUUAAAGAGAUAUCUCCCCUAAUCAAAAGAAGCAGAAGACGGUUGUAUAGUAAAUCUGUGUACCAAAAUACCUAAAUGUAGUUUCAGAAAUUGAAAUGGAAAAACUAAAACUUUUUGAAGCUACUCGAGCAAUUGUUCAUGCAAAGUCAUGAGCCGAAAAGAAGACGAGAGAACGGAUAAGAGGCGACUGAGGGAAGAGUACAGAGUAAGAAAAAUAAGAUAAUGAUGGGAGAGGCCUAGCGUUCGACCUAGUGCUGGCUCAAGGGACAUGCAUCAGUUGACACUUUAUAAAAUAAAUAAAUAAAAACUAGUAAGCAAAUCCUUCAAAAAAAGUUAUUAUGGAGCACGUGAAACCUAGCCGAGGCCUUCAAAUUGCAUAAUAAUUAUUGUAUCUAUGAUACAGUGAGACAGUUCCUCCAUGUAUCCUAUGUGCUCCUUGCGCAACUGUCCUCUUGCACAGGGCAGCAUACGGUGCAUGCUUGAGCAAGGAUUUCUUGUAAGUGUAAAUCAGAAGUCGCUUCCAACAAAACUUUAAUAGGUCAGUGAUUUAUCAUUCUGGGAAACAAGAGCCUAGCAACGCCAUUGUGAAAGAAAAUACAAUAAUCUGCACAAUAUUAAACAUUUGAGGUCAAGUCAUGUGUAGAAGGUUGCCUCCGUUUAAAGUUGGUGUAUUAACCAUGCUGGGGAUGCAAAACAGGAACUUUAUGAGAUAAUUAAUGAAUUACAUUGACCUUGAGAAUGUAACAAACCGCAUCUUUCUGACCAAACUGUAAACUCCAACUCACAAACCUGUAUACUCAUGGGUGUCUCCUUGGCUGUAAAGGAGGUAGGUACUGGCAAGAAAUCUAGUGCACUAGGGCAUCCGGAAGGUAAGCUAUAAAUUACUUUCCUGGCCAUAUCCAUGGCAGCACAACAAUGGGUAGCUCCUCCCUAUCCCUAACCAGACAGGAACCUAAUUAAAACAGAAGGUAUAAGUAACCCCUCCUACCCCUCCCACCCUCAGUCUUUUUGUUCCUGUCCUAUCCCUAGGACAGAUUUAGUCAUUCUAAGACUAGAUAAUUUUUUCUUUUUGGCUUACCUGAGGGUUGUUACCUUCUCCCUCAAGGGAGUUCAGCCUCUCUCCCUUGGGCAGUCUCCAGUACACGGCCCUGUGCAAAGUUGACCCCCUGGAGAGACCCCUUUAGUGACCGGGGGUUCUAACUUGCUGUGACCCUAGGGGUAGCAAGAUCAUGCCAUCACCAUGAUUCCUGCAGUGACCAAGAGGUAGCAGGCUGGGCAUGCACAUACAGAGCAGAUGGAUUUACUUGCGGUGACCCUAGGGGUAGCAAGAUUAUGCCAUCACCAUGAUUCCUGCAGUGACCAAGAGGUAGCAGGCCGGACAUGCACAUACAGAGCAUGUGGAUUGCAAGGAUUAAUAUGACAUUGACUAACAUUCCAUUGCUGAAGGAGUUAAUGUGAGACAGACUAGCAUUCCAUCGCUGAAAGGGUUAAAGUACAACUUACUAUCUUUUUCUUUGCCAUGGAUUUACUUGCUGUGAACCUAGGGGUAGCAAGAUUAUGCCAUCAGCCUAUUUCCUGCAGUGACCAACGAGUAGCAGGCCGGACAUGCACACGGAUUGCAAAGAUUCUAUGAGAUUAACAUUUCAUCACUAAAAGAGUUAAUGUGAGAUGGACUAGCAUUCCAUCACUGAAAGGCUUAAAGUACAACUCACUAUCUUGUACUUUCCCAUGGAUUUACUUGCUGUGACCCUAAUGGUAGCAAGAUUUUGUCAUCAGCCUAUUUCCUGCAGUGACCAAGGAGUAGCAGGCUGGGCAGGCACAUACAGAGCAAAUAUAUGGAUAUAACCCCUUCUACCCUUCAUUGGUUUCAUCUAAAUGGUAAGAGAUUCCUGCUAAUCUGAAUUUCUAUCAAACGUAUUCCUAGGCUUCUGUGUCUUAUUCCAAGGCCUCUGUGUCUUUUAAUAUAUCCACUGGGUUACUUAUUCCUAGGCCUCUGCUAGGCCUUUUAAUAUAGCAGUUGGAUUCAUUUAUUCCUAGGCCUCUGUUGGGCCUUUUAAUAUAAGCACUGGAGUCACUUAUUCCAAGACCUCUGUGUCUUUUAAUAUAGCCACUGGAUUACUUAUUCCUAGGCCUCUGCUAGGCCUUUUAAUAUAGCAGUUGGAUUCAUUUAUUCCUAGGCCUCUGUUGGGCCUUUUAAUAUAAGCACUGGAGUCACUUAUUCCAAGACCUCUGUGUCUUUUAAUAUAGCCACUGGAUUACUUAUUCCUAGGCCUCUGCUAGGCCUUUUAAAAUAGCAGUUGGAUUCAUUUAUUCCUAGGCCUCUGGGCCUUUUAAUAUAAGCACUGGAGUCACUUAUUCCAAGGCUUCUGUGUCUUUUAAUAUAUCCACUGGAUUACGUAUUCCUAGGCCUUUGCUGGGCCUUUUAAUAUAGCAGCUGCAUUAAUUUAUUCCUAGGCCACUGUCGGGCCUUUUAAUAUAGCCACUGGAGUCACUUAUUUCUAGACUUCUGUGUCUUUUAAUGUAUCCACUGGAUUAUUUAUCUCUAGGCCUAUGUUGGGCCUUUUAACUGGAGUCACUUACUCAUAGGCUCCUGUGUCUUACUCCUAAGCCUCUGUAUCUUUUAAUACAGCCAUAGGAAUCACAUUUUCCUAGGCAUUUGUUAUGCCUUUUAAUAUAGCAGCAAGCUUUUUCCUAGGCCUCUGUUGGGCCUUUUAUUUUAACCGCUGGAUUUACUUAUUCCUAGGCCUCUGUUAAACCUUUUAUGGCAGCUGUCUCACCUGAGUAUGGUGAGAUAGUUCAGUGGGCUAAUACUUCAUCAGAAGAAUCUUUUGUCACUUGGGGCUCACCAGUUCAAUUCUCUGCAGGUCUGACUCAGUCCUUAAUUGUAAAUAAAAUGUGUACACUUGGAAACCAGAAAAUAUCUGAAUGUCUCUUUCCUGGUUCAAGAUUUGCAAUAAUUGUUUCUAGUGCCUUUUAAUACAGCUGCUGGGUUCACUUAUUCUAUGUGCUUUUUAAUUUCAUUAUUAUAUGCCUCCAUGUUGGUUUUAUGUAUUUACUAAAUUUAUUAUCCUACUUCAAUGUCUCUGUACUUGGUAAUAGGCUAUUCGCUGUUCUGUUCCUCUAUCUCAGCCUUUCAACCUGUUUUAUUUUAAGUCCCUAAGUUUCCAUUCUUACUUUUGGGCCCAUUCAGGUUUUUUCCUCUGCGUUUAAUCACCCGCGAAUACGCAGGUGCUAGUCCAAUGGUCGCGCCAUGCCAUUACCGCGCAUGCGCGGAAAUCUGAUUCGCUCCUGCGUAUUCUAAAAUGUAAGCCCAGUUGCAGUGGUUGCAGGGUCAUAUUGGCUUCCCCUUUUCAGCACAAUGUUUUCUUAUAGGUUUUUCCUAUAUUAAGUAAUUAGAUUUGUGUGCAGUUUCCAUCUUAAUUUGAAUUCUUCUUUUUGGUUUUGGUAAGUUUUUCUUUAUCGAAGGUAUAUUACUUAUUUUUCUGUACCUAUCAAUCUCUACUUAUUUAGCAGAGAUUUUCUUUGUAAAGGAUAAAAAGAAAUCUUAUGCAGUUAUGGAUUCAAAUCCCUCUGCUCCCAGAAAAAAGGUCACACUCUAAGAGACAUAGGUAAGCCAUUCUAUUUUUUCUGUCAUUACUAAACAAAAGAGUGCCUAUCAAUAAUUGGAAUUCCCUAUAAUGAUAGCUCUACGGAAAGAAAAUAAUCCGGACCAUACAAGGGAAGUCACACUAAAGAAUUGUUUGUGAGGCAUAUGAUAAGAGAUCCUUGUAAAAGUAAAGUCUCUGCACAGACUGUCUGAAAGUGGCUACAGGCCCUUCUACCCAUGCCUUGUGUAUUACACAAUAUUAACAGGAGGUAUCUCAAGACGUCAUAGAAGCUGUUAAAGCUUGGAUCCUCUGGACAAUUCCCAGAAUGAAUACUCUUAGGAAUCCUGGGAGAUGGAUCCAUUCAGAGAUAUAAAAUCAUCGGAUGAGGCUAUUCAGCCUAUUUCAGUAGUCCAGAAUCCGCUCAUUUGAUUUCCAGAGUCCUUUUACCUCUAGCCUUUCUUUUCGGAUGUCAGAGGGUGCAGAGUAUCUUUUCCAGUUUCCGGUCCCCUUAAGAUCCUUAAUGGAGGAAUGGUUCUACACUGACAGAGGUUUUCAACACAAGGGAGUAUCUCAGUCUUCAUCCAUUGGACACUAGUACCUGGGACUCUGCUCCUAAGUAGUAGAUGCAGUCCUUAGACUGGCUAAAUGUUCCUCUCUGCCUGUAAACAAUGCGGGAUCUCUAUGAAACUCCACGGAGUAUACAUGGUUCUGCUCCUCUCUAAAGCCUAUGUGGCAGCUGGCACAGGCUUUCAUCUUGCUGUAAGGUUUUACCUCAAUCUCUAAGGAUCUAAUAUUGGUAUGGAUAAAUUGGAGGAGCAUAUCAGAGAUAAAUUUCCUUUGUCUCUUGACAAUUUACAAGUCAUUAACCGGGAAUAGUCUUCAGCUAAGAAGCCUACAUAGGUUGCAUUAUAUUAUAGCCAGAAAUAUGACUUUCUUUGUGUCUAUUAGCUGGGCUCUUUUGCUUAAUACCUGGUCCACGGAUGCAUCCUCCUAUAUUAAUGGAUCAACAGAACGGCAGAGGGCAAGAAAGCUUGUCUACUUCAAGACCUAAGGUUUGGGAGACCCUUUCGAUAUAAAGAUUCUCACUAACUUCCUUCUCAGACCAAGGUAUUUCACACCAUGAAGAGAGUGUGGUAGAUCUCAACCUUGAUGUAAGUGGUCAUUAUUCUACCAGAGGAAGAGAAAAGGUAAAAAGAGAUGCUUUGUAAAUCUCAUGGCUUCCCUUCAAUUAGAGGAAGCUAUUGUGAGAAUUUUUUUUUUAAAAGCAACUAGAACACAAAGAAUCUGUUUCUAACAGGUGUUGGAGAUCCAUUCUAAUUUACAGGAUUCUUGAACAUUCUUAUUUAUAAAGGUAGUAUUCUUAGUACAUUGGAUAAUGUCUAUAGAUUUUCAGGAUGCUUAUUGCCAUGUAUCCUUUGCCUCACAUCACUUUUAUUUUUACAUCUUCAUGAUGAAAGAUGAAUGUCUGCUGUAGUCACCUUGCUCCCUCCCAGUUCAGGGUAUAGCUGGAAAUACAGUUCGACAUGGUCCAAGGCACGGUACAGCUCUUUUAAGACUACCAUAUUACUCCAGCAGAGAGAGUUUUGAUCCAGGUCCUCCACCAUAGAUCUGAUAAGUUGUCACAAGGGCAGAGGUUAACUUACCUAUGGAAAUCCUUUGGACAGUGAUAACUAUGAAUACCAUCCACUGGGGUUGAGGAACCUUUCUCAAAAUUCUCAAUAUGUUCAGGAAAGGGACUCCUUUAACAUCCAACAUUUCUCUUCUGCAUAGGUUGCAAGAGCCAAUAUCAAUCAUCCUGACAGUUCCAUAUUAAUACCCAGUCCAUGGUUUCCACUUCUACUUAUCUUCUUCAGUGCCUCCAUGGGAUCUCCCACAAUAGUUCUUCCCUCUUCCAUCAGGUCCAGUGCUACUUUCCUCAUUUUGAAGGUUUCGAUAAUGUAGAAGGGCUUAAAUAUAAGAGGUUUUUGAACUACCAAGAAGGUUCUAAGUUCUUCAAUCCAGGACUUAUCUAGGAAUUGGCCACAUCACCUCAGAGAUAUGUCUCAGCACUCUCUGAUCUCUCUUUUCGUGAAAGGGCUUUAAUAUAGAAGUAUCUAAAUUUCUGUCGGUUGUAUUUAUAUGAUCCCACGGUUAUCUAUUGCUCUCCGUGGAAUUCUUUCCUGUUUUUUUUUUAGGGCUCUGAAAUUUUUACCCCUUUUAACCAUGAGAGUAUAUCUCUCCACAUUUGCUUAACAUUAAGUUAGCUAUAUCGUUGACAUUGGCAUGGACUGAAGGAUAUUAGAUCCUCAAGCACUAUUUUGCAUAGAAUGUAGAGUCCAUAAUAAAACUUUCUCCUCCUGUCCUAGAUAGAUGCCUUAAGAUCAAUUUUUAUAGAUCCGCUUUCUGGAUUUCUUCUGUUUAUCUUUACUAAUAGACCACAAAGAUCUUCAAGCCAACAGCAGAUGGAUAGUCUUGGCUGUUUUUUAGGCUACUAAACAGUACUUACAGUACUUAAAGAUAUGUUUGCUCUAGAGCCAUUUCUCCCUCUUGAGCAUCGGUGGCCAAGCUUCCCUGGAACUUGUAGGUAAAUGGCUGCUUAGUCUCCAAUCAAUUUGCAGACAUUUUUUUUUUUGUGUACAUUUGAGUUGGUCAAUUUGAUAAUGUGCCAUUAGUGGGCAAUCAGUUUUUCAUUUUGAAUGUCCUUAUGAGGUGUGUGUGUAUGUUGUCAAUUUGCAUUCAUAUUUAGGAAGUCUUACUUCUUUCCCUCCCUUGGUUAUUGCUUGGGUAUUACCCAUUGUUGUGCUGCCAUGGAUAUGGCCAGGAAAAAGGAAAAUGUAUUCCUACUUACCGUAAUUUUCUUUUCCUGGUCAUAGGCCAUGGCAGCACAAAGAUCCCGCCCUGGGAUAUUGCUGGAAACAAGACUGAGGGUGGGAGGGGUAGGAGGGGUUACUUAUACCUUCUGUUUUAAUUAGGUUCCUGUCUGGUUAGGGAUAGGGAGGAGCUACCCAUUGUUGUUCUGCCAUGGCCUAUGACCAGGAAAAGAAAAUUACGGUAAGUAGGAAUAAAUUUUCCUUUAUUCUUGACGCAGAGCCUUUGGGGGAGUGUUGUGUAGAUUGUUGAAGUACUGGAUGUGUGCAUCUGUCAAAGCUUGAACCACUUGGGAACGGAGAUGUGGGGAAUAUCCAUUGUCCCAAUAAAGUAAGUAACAUCUGCAGGCUGUUUGAUUGAGUGCCCCAUUGGUUGUCUCUGUGGACCUGCAAGGCUAUAUGAAAAGCCCCAUUCAUAUUGGUUAUUCCAAUCCCUCAGAGCAGAGAGGAUUUUAAAAAUAGAAUAAAAUUCAAUUUCUCUACUAAAAGCUGAUGCCAAUGGUUUGUAAUAGCAGCUAUGUUUACAAUCCCAUGCCAUUUUAGGCUAUUAGGAAGAAAUCCACAGUAGCUUUUUUUUUUUUAAUGUUUUAUGUAUUGGGAAUAAUUACUGUAACGACUCUUUCUUCAUAUUUCUGGAUUUAUAGAUUCUACACGUUCACUGUGCUUUUUUUCUUUUUGUCGCACAGAUGUAAGAGAUGUCCAUUCUGAUCAUGCAGCUAGCCACAUUGGCAAGGCGCAUGGCAUCAUCACCUGCUUGAGAGCGGUUCCUUAUCACAGCAGCAGGCGGCAGGUCUUCCUUCCUGUUGACAUAUGCAUGCUGGUAAGUAAAAAAUAAAUAAGUGAAUAAUAAAAUCCUAUUUGAUUCUGAUUCUAAAGGUUUCAUGUCCUUUCUACAAAAUAAUUAACACCGACAGAUUUUUGACUAUAGUUGAGACGAAACUGGUUCCGCUUUUGUUCAACUUAAUUGUCUGAAACAUAAAUUAGCGCUUUGGACAAGUUGUUACCAAGGUAACAUGUUUGGAUAUAGAGGUUUUGGAAAGCUUAGAAUGACAGCUUUAGGAAAUGGCUUUGAGAAUAAGUUCUUUUUUUUUUUUAAAAAUUUUUUUUAAUUUCUAUUUCUUUUUUUUUAAUAAAUGUAUCUAGAAAAACAAUCUCUAAUAAUAAUAAUAAUUCACAUUCAUAUCACUUGGAAAGACAGGCAAUGUACAUAGUUAGAAGUAGUAAUUCAUAGGCAUAACAAUGUGGUGCAACUUGGAGAAGGUUUGUUGGCUCAUUGAUCAAAAUAUAAAUUUUCCAGCAUCAAGCCUUAAUCAUGAUUAAGUCUUGACACCGAAACAUUGUAUUUAAAGAGAAACUAUAGUGCAAGAAAAACAAACUUGUUUUCCUGACACUAAAGCUUCAUCCUCCCUGGCAUUGUGUUAGGACCUGCAGCAUCAGGUGACUAAAAGUCUAGUAGCCACUAGAGGUUGAGUAAACCCUGAAAGGUAAUUAUUUAAGUUUUUUUUUUUUUUUUUUUUUUAAACUGCAUUAAUUACCUUUCCAGGGUUAGGGAUCUGGAACAUUGCAAUGAUCUGAAGUGGUCUGGGUGCAUAUUUUUAGCCUUGGAAAAAUUGUAGUGUCGCAAUUUGCCAACAAUUGGACAGCCAGGAAUUUGGCAACUGUCUGGUUAUUGUUGGUUUAUUAAAAACAGCACCAGUGAAUCACAGACAUUUAGUUUUUUUUCCCUAUCAAUUUGUCUGCCUAAACAGCUGUGAGUAUUUUGAUAAAACACAAAGGUCUAUUGUCUAAACAAUAUAUUGUGGUAAUCUGCAAUUCAGAUUACAAAAAAAAACAGGAUAAAAUAAUAAAAUGUUCCCAUAAUAAACACUUAAUUGUUCCUGUGAGUGUUUUCCAAUGAUCAUCACAAUUUGCUUCAAUUAGUUCCCCAUUAAUUUCUCGAAGAAAACACAUAAUGCAAGCCUUGUAGCGGACUCACACAGUACUCUAUGAUACGCUGAUAAUCACACUGCAGAGUGCUGCCUGGAUACUGCAAUGGCUUGGGAAUAAUCUUGCUCUUCCUGCAAACCAUAGUUUCACUACUUUCCGAUCAACCACAUUGUACAGUCUGGAUUACAUUAUUUAUUUGUUUUUGCAUAUUGGGGAAGGCUGAUGUGAGUUAAAUAUAAAGCGAGGUAGAGUUAACCCUGCAAUGUUCUCAGAAACUACAGUGUUUUACAUUGCAGGGUUAAACAGACAGGGGCACUGCACCCAGACCACUUCAAUAAGAUGGUGAGGUAUGGGUGCCGAUAGUGUCCCUUUAAUAUUAGCUGUGACCUGCUCGCAGAGUAGAGUUCACUCUGACCACUAGGACCGCCAUGGCUUCCCCACCGGACCACCAGGGAUUGUCUUGCACUGUCCCCCGUCCCAGGCAAAUGUAAGCAUGGAGGGGGAUAUGAAAAAAAUUAUAUAUUUAUUAAUUUGCCCUCCAACCCCCACAGAGACACACUAACUCCCCCCAUACCCACACUGGCCCCCUACACACUGCCCCAUUACACACACACACUCUGUACUCCCCACACACGCUGUACCCCAGGUAAGUUGUCAAACUGUUCUUAAACAGUUUGAUUACUUACUCUGGUAGGGCACUACUGGCACCAUAACCACUACAAAGUUCUCUAGUGGUUAUUGUGCCUGGAUUACUUCUUUAAAUAAUCUACCAGUGACCUCCCAAGAUUAGGUUCUGGAUCUGCACUUGAACAGAAAGCAUUUCUGCCGGACAGGGGCCCAGUAUAUGCCACUGCGCUGUACAUAUAUAUACAACCUAGAAAAUUGUUUUGACUUGGGGCACCUUGGAAAAAUAUUGAAAUAUUAAAGACACCUUGAAACUAAAAAGUUUGGAAACCACUGGUCUUACCAUUGAUUUAUAGAAAGAUGACAUUAUAUUUUCAUUCCAAGAAUUAAUGCCCCUUUUUAUACAUUACAAUACCUUACUGGCAUUAGCAUCUGCUGAUUGACAUUGCACAUUGUUGCAUAGUUUGUUGUCUACAACAAUUCCCAACUUUGGGAACUUUGCAGAAUUUGCAAAGACACUUGACUGCGACAUAACCGCUGGAGGUUGAUGGGGGGCUAACGUCACUGCUGAACUCUCUCGCAUCCUCCAUAGAUAAAGCCACUUCCCUGCAGCCAUCACUGAUGACAGCUGAGGGGAUUGACACUUCUAUACGGCAGUAGCUCGACCCAGAAUCUAGACGUGUUAGGCGUAGGAAAUCUAAAGAGACAAAGUAUUCCAUAUCUCUUGACUGAGUUAGAAUUUCAGUGAAAUUCCAACACGGUCAAUAUGAGUAUUUCAUCAAGAUUCUAUCUCAUUCUUCUAAUCAUUUUUCAGGGGAGUGUGACAGUGCUGCUUGAAAGAGACAUUCUAACUACCAUAACAAAUCCAGCCCAGCACUCAGUCUGUGCAGCAUACUCAUACAUGCUGUCCAAAUACUUGUAUGGAUAAAGAGGAAGUGAAACUCCUCACUAUUAUGUCACCCGCUAAGGGGGAGGGUUUGAGGUUCCUGAGAAUUCCAAAAGCCCACAAGGACUACACAGAUAGCCUAGAAGAGCCAUUACAUGACCACAUCAAUAAACUGUAGUAAGUCCCAUUUAAUGUCAGUUUUAGAGACAGGUAACUUGCAUCACUUCAGCUGCUACAAGACAUACCUAAAAUAAAUUGCCUAAAAAUGGCUGAUGAUAAUGAGUCAUAGUCCACAGCUUGGCAUAUUUCUUGUAGUCUGCUGUUUUCUAUGGAUUUAUUACUUUCUCUAAUCCUUACAUGACUAAGAUGUUUUUGUUUUUUAACCCAGCAUGGCACAUCUCAAGAAGAUUUCAUUCGCUGUAGCCAGGAGAAAAAUGUCAAAGAUGUCAUUUUUGAUGUUGCCAGUCAAGCGCAUGUUCAUCUGGAGCAUGUAAGUUAUUACUUACUGUUGUAGUUAAUAUGAAGACGUGCUGCUUUACUUGUCAUUUGUCCUUGAUGAGUAUUUGCAACCUUUCUUUUUUAUAACGGUUCAUUUUAACCUGGUGUAACAGUUUUUUCUUUUCAUAGCUUAUUAAAUUGCUUGCUUGCAAAGAAGGAAGUGUUACUUUUUGUUAAUCUAAAAAUUUUUUUAAGAUGCUUUUAAAAAAAUAAAUAAUAAUAAUAAACAAAACACAAAAAUGUACAUCAUUUUAACUUCAACUGCUUAUGCUGGCAAUAUGGCUACGAGCAAUAUAUUUGAAAUGUAACGGAUUAGAUAUCACGGGGUUCCCUGAGACUGGAAAGGCUAUCCGCUGUGGCAGUACAAAUGUGUGCGAGUUCUGCCACCUCUCUCCCCUCCCCUCUUCACUCGUCCCCCGAGUGUAUCCACCUCAUUAUUGACCUUCCACACUUCAGUUGCCAAAAUGAGUUUCAGCUCCUUCAGGAGCGCUUUAAUAUCUCCUUUGUUGGAGGGUAUUUCAUCCUCCUUAUUGUAGGAUUGUAGAGGCCUGCUGUUGGAAAGACAUUGGGAGCAUUUAUCUUGCGUUCCUCCGAGGACGGGGACUCCUUUACUGGCUCUGCCGCCAUCUUAAGUCUAGGGUCUCAGUAGGCCGCGGGCCAGGCAAUCCCCGAUUUAUCAUGAGAAGUCCGCUUUUUUUUUUUUUUUUGAAAGCACUUCCCCAUAGUUGUAUCAGUCAGGAAGCGUAUCUGUGCCAGAUAUCAACCUAGGAAUUCGUGCCCAAAAUCUGUAUUUUACAGGCUGCGGAACUCCAGUGUGCCUUUUUAUUAUUCUUCCUGUUCCUUUUUAGGUUGCGGACCUAUUUCUUGCUGAGGCUCCUACUUGAAUCCUUACACAUUCCAAAUAUAAUGAAAGCAUGUUUUAUUAAAAUUAUUUUUAGAUUUCUGCUCUAUUCACUCAAUAGUGCUUCUGGAUCUAAUUAUACCUGAGGGAAUGCUUCGGGAUCUAAUUAUAAAAUCAAUUUUUAUAAUUAUUAUUUAAAAUAAAAUUUGCUUUAUAAUUAUAACCCAGAGCAUGUUAAUUUUAGUGUUUGACUUCCAGUUACACAGGAUUCUAAAUUUUCCAAAUUGUAAAGAAAGACAAGUUUUAUUUACGGGACGAGAUGAUGACGUUUUGUUUGGUUAUACACAUAUGCUGGAGAUCCAUUUGGAACUUAAUUUAGAUGCUGGCGAUCAACUAUAAACUGAUAUCCAAUUUUUAAAAUUAUCCUGUCUUCUGCUUUGAAACUUUAGUUAAAUCCGUUCCAAAUGCCUUAUAUACAUAAUGUAUUGCAGAGAUACAUGAUGUGUUCUGUGUAUAUUUUUGAGCUGUACUCUCUUCUGUUCAAUUCCCACCAUGUUCUGUGCUUUGUGUAACACCCAACUGUAGUCCGCCCAUUGCGCCUCACAGUCUCAUGUAAAAUAUGCCCUGCUUCAGGAUGCUUUACCCACACAAAGUAAAUUUUCUGUGUGUUGCUGACCCACUGGCCUCAUUGCCGCAUGACCGUGCUAUUUGUGCAGAACACAAGGACCGCUGCCGGUGGGAAGUCUUUUCUGUUCUUCUUUCACCAUCAAUUCUUAGUCCCUUGUUAGUUGAUUCAUAGAUGCUAUGCUGAAGAUUUGACUGGCAGCUGGGAGAAAGGGCUAUACAUUUCCUAGCAAAACCGGUAGCACAAUGUAUAGCUAGCAUUUUAUGCUCUUUCAAAAAAGCCCUAGACAUGACAGAUGCUCUUUAAAGAUCCCUUUUUAAUGUUUAUUUUUAUUUAUUUAUUAAAAAAAGGUUGUCUCUAAGCAUAAGACAUCUUUAUGAUCUCUCUGUUAAAGGGACAUUGUAGUCACUAUAAGCAUUUCAUCUCUUUGAAUUGGUUAUAAUGCCUGGAGUGCCUGCCCUCCAUUCAGUGUUGCACCAUGUUCGUGCAGUAUGCCACAAAAUAAGAGUCCCUGGCCACCCACAGUCCGGCCCCUUCUGUAUGUGUAGCUAAGGCAGAGAUUACACACUUCCUUGUUGUCAUACCCAUUCAUACCGUCAGUUGGAACUCUGACAGGCUAAAAGCAGUCAGCUGACACUCUCAGCCAAUCACAGCUGCCCAUUGCUGCUCAGGGUAAUACUUCCUUAUUAGCCAAAGCAGCACAGAGGGGAUGGAUUGCCGGGGACUCUUGUUUAGCAUUAAAGCAUUAAAACUUUAAAAACUGUUUAAUGCUGAAAGAAAUUAUGGUACCAGAGGACUCCAGGCACUAUAACCAGUGUAAUGAGAUGAAGCAGAUACAGUGCCUACGGUGUCCCUUUAAUAUUUAAAUAUAAAAUCCUUUGCAAUCUGUGUUGUCACUGAAGUUGCACCCAGAUUUUAACCAUGUAUCGGACGAUUACUGAAGAGAUGCAACAGAACAAAGUUUCAGACAGCCAGAUGAUUGUGUUAAUGUACUUUGGACAGCCCAUCAUGAUUGCUCAUACUCUGCACCGUGAUGCAUUUUUACACCCGUUUACCUGCACUAUUGAACCAGAGUCCCCAACUGCUCAAUAUACCAAAAACAUGUAAAACCUUUUAAAUGCAGGUUUGCAGCAACCAUUUAUUCUAGCUUUGUGCUAAACUUUUUUUUUUUUUUUUUUUCAUGUGAUUAGUUUUUGGUGUUACCACCCAUUUUGAUUGUUUUAUGUCUUUAACCAUUUGAGAAUCAAAAUGAUGAAUAAUAGUUUGUGUUCUUAGAAAUCUCAAAAAUAGAGAGGUUCAAUGGACAUAGGGUAAUAUUUUGUAGAUUAAAACAACAAUAAAAAAGGCAGCACCACAUAAAAUAAGUCCAAUAAGAAAUAAAGAAUAAAGUCCAACUUAUGUGUCCUUACGAGUGGUCUUUACAACAGGAAGUGCAGUAGUGAGGUCUUCAUAAACUGUAUUGGUUCCACUUAUAUAGAAGACAAAAAGCAGAGAGAGGGACGACCAAUAGUGUAGUAUUUUAUAAUUCCAAUAAUGACGUACUUAGAAAUAAUAGUGGAGAACUCACAUUUGAUAGAGCUUAUAUCCAGCUCUAGGGUAAAAGCGCAUACAGCGGUUUAAUCCCCGCUUAUGGGAUGUACCGUGGGUAUCUCUCCGUCAGUGGUGUCCAACUCUCAAAUUAAAAAGAAGAAACAGCCGAUAGUGCUCACUGUAUAGUAGUCUUAAUAUAAGUAGAUAAAAACGUACUUACAAAUGAGGAGCAGACCAGCUGCUCUUGUGUGUCAGCGUAGGUGGAUAAAUCCCCACCUCAGGAUUUCUUGGGACAGGAGACUUCCAAGUGGAUUAAAAUCCAAAAAAGAAUAUAAAUAUAAAAUAGUAUAAUUGUAUAAUAAAUAAAAUACUAGGAAAUACUAAAAAGCCAGGAAAAAUAAGGAGUAUAUAAAAAUAAUAAAAGGAAUAAUUGGAGUAAAUAAAUGACCAAAAAUUGCUUUAAUAUUUAAAAUACACAAUAUAAAAUAUCCAUAACGCGUUUCGUCAACAGACUUUAUCAAAUGGAAUAACCUUAAAGUCUGUUGACGAAACGCGUUAUGGAUAUUUUAUAUUGUGUAUAAGCGGGGAUUAAACCGCUGUAUGCGGGUUGCGUGAUGACGUAGUGGUGGGCGGAGGUACGCACGCAUCCGGAGGCUGACUCUGUAAUGGAAGAGGAACGGCGUUCUCUUAGAUCGCACGAGGCAAGAUCGAAGCGCGAACGGCGCUAAGAAGACCGGCAUUAUAGCAAGGUCCGAGAGCGGCAAAUAUUUUGCAGUAUACCUCUGAUGCUGACAAUUAGCCGAAAUCUAUAAGAUCGUAUAUCUGCUCAUACCUGCUCAUACCUGCUCAUACGGAAUAAUUAAAAGGAAGUGCUGGGUGAAGUGAACAUUUGAUGCAAAGAGAAAUGAAGAUAAGCUAAGUACUCCCUUGUUUUUUUUUUUUUUUUCUUUUCUACAUUUGCUCUUUAGCUUAUGCUUAUGCUGUGAAAAGACUGAGAGAGGAAGAGGAUAAAUGAAGGAAAUAAGAAUACUGGAAACAGUCCGUAUUAGAUAAGAAGAAAAAAAAAGGGAAAAAGAAAGAAAAAAGAAAAGGAGAAGAAAGGGGUAAAAAAAGAAGAAAAAAUUAAUUAAAAACUAAUUAAAAAGAAAAAAUAUAUUAAACACUGAAAAAACCCUAAUUGAAGGGCAAAGGGAGGAAAAAAAAAAAAAAAACUAUGGCAACAAAAACAUCAAAAGCAGCCAUUAAGAAAGCAGCUAAACAGGACCAACAAACAGAAAAAAAUAAAAAUCCUUCAAGUUUUUUUUCACCUGGACAAAAAUCUAGUAUAGGAAAAAAUCAUGAUAGUUCAAAUGUAUACUCUUCAAAAAGCGAAGAAUCUAUUCAAAGUCCAUCUAGCCAAACAUCUAGCCAAACAGAAAACUACAUUACAACAGACUUUUUAAAACAAUGUCUAGAUGAGCAACUGGGGGCAAUAACUGCUGAACUUAAUAAAAAUACAGCAGAAACAAAAAAACAGUUGCAGGAAAUAUUUGAAAAACUAAAGCAAAGUGAAGAAAAAAUCACAGCUUUGGAAUUUGAGAGCAGAGCAUAUAAAGAACAAAAUAAGCAGCUGAACAAUCAAUUGAGACAAAUAGAGGGAAAAUUAGGAGACCUGGAGGAUCGCUCAAGAAGAAACAAUUUGAGAGUAAGAAAUGUUUCAGAGGCAGUUACACAAGACAAAAUACCUGAUUAUUUUGAUACCUUAUGGGCAACACUCAAUAUAGAUGUAUCAACUUUAAACACCAAAAUGGAGCGAUACCAUCGUAUAAAUAAACCCAGCUCGGUUCCUCAACAAAUACCGAGAGAUAUAAUAAUACAUUUUCAGUCUUAUCAAUUCAAAGAAACUAUAAUGUACGCAGCUCGAACAAAACAGCUCAAUAUAGAAAAGUUUGGUGACAUUAAGAUAUUUCAAGAUUUGUCUUUCUAUACUAGACAACAAAGAAAGAAUUUUCCAUGGCUACUACUUCAUUAAGAAGACUAAACAUAAAAUAUUCUUAGAUUUACCCCUGUAAAUUAAUGAUAAUUACAGAAGGAAUACGCGAGAUAUUUACGAUCCCAUCUCAGAUAGAACAAUGGAUAAAGAAGAAAGAGACUUUACAUAAUCAGAUAAGGAAGAAAGAGAGAGAGAGGAAAGGGGGAAGGAAGAAAAAAGGAAAAAAAGACAAGUAGAAGAGAGGGAGUGAGAGGCGACAGAGAAGGGGAAGAAGAAAAAGGAAGAAAAAAAAGAGAAGAAGGAAAAGAACUUGAAGAUUUAAAGUAUGGACAUGAGCGGAAGCUAAUUGGCUUGGAGAACUCUAGAGAGAAGGGGAGGAGAAAAGAAGAGAAAAAAUAAUUUUAUAAAGGAAGUUGAAACUACACGUUGAAGAUAUAGAGACCAAACUGUAAUUAAUGAAGAAGAAAUAAAUAGAGAUAAGCACUUUCAAGUUAAAAGAAAACACAUAUAUGUUAGUAAUGAAAUUCACAUAUAGGAAAUUUUAAAGGAAUUUAAUAUAAACUAGGUAUGUUACACCAAAUUUUAUGAGGAGUAAGGGUCAAAUUUAGAAUCACAAUAAAUUGCACGUUAGUUUUCCACAAGUAAUAGAAUUUUAAAAAUUUAGAUUUUUUUUUUUUGUAUCACUGAACAAUAAUAGGGGAAUACUAGUACAUUUAAAGAAUCACAAAACAAAUUUAAAAGGUUAACACAAAAUUAAUCUAUGGGAAGUGUGCACAAGAUGAAAAGAGUUGAAAUUUAGAGGUGUGAAAGGAAAAAAUAAGAAUAAGGGAAAUGAAAGGGAAAGAAAUUUUUUUCAUAUAAAUAGGAAAGAAUAAAGAUAUGAUUAUGCAUAUAGUAAUAGAGGGGGGUGAAGGAAGAAAAAAAGGGAAGAAGGGAAAAGGAUGAAUUAAGGGAAAGGUCACUAGGAAGUUUUUUUUUUUUUUUUUUUCUCUCCCCUUCUUUCUUCUUCUCUUCUUCUCUUUCUCGUAUUAGAGGAAGAGGAGGAGAGAAAAGUAGAAGUAUGGAUGCCAUACAGCAGAAGAGAAAGACGAAAUAGGGAAUGAUAAAGAAAAAUUUAGAUUAAGUUCCUUCAAAACGGGGUACAGCCUCCCCUGCCGGAACCUGAAAAGGUUAAAAGUGGGUAUUAAAACCCAUCAAGGAAAGUGUUUUUUGACUCUUUUUAGAGUCUUAGGAAUGUUAGGAAAUAGACCUCAAGUGCUUGUAGACUUGAGGCUGUUUUGUGUAUGUCUUGUAAUGGGUUUUGUUCUUCGUCUUUUUUUUUUUUUUUUUGUUCUCGGGAGUUCACUAGACGGUCCAAAAAGAGAGAGAGGGAAGGGGGAAGAAAAAAAAAGGAAGGAAUAACAAUAUAUGACAAUGGUUAAAUUAAUAACGUUAAAUAUUCAAGGCUUAAAUAUUCCUCAAAAAAGACUAGCCUUUCAAGAUUACCUAAAAAAAGAACAUGUUCAAAUUGCGAUGGUCCAAGAGACACAUUGGCGUAAACAGGAUGAAAAGAGAUGGACCAGUAGUUCUUUUCCUUUAAAAAUUUGUUCCUCUAGAGAGGAGGGGAAAAAGGGAGGAGUUGCAAUAUUUUUUGCAAAAGAUUUAAAAAUAAAUUUAAAAUUUUUGGAAAUAGAUUUGGAGGGAAGAUUCAUUAUAUUAAUAGCCACAAUUAAUGAGGAACUUUUUACACUAAUUAAUGUCUAUCUGCCUAAUAAAAACCCUAUAGGUCUAUUGAGAAAAAUAUUAAAUAAGGUUGAGACUAUAGGAGUUGGAUUAAAGAUAUAUGCAGGGGAUUUUAAUAGUAUUCAAGAUCCCCUACUAGAUAAGUUCUCGGAAAAACAAACUAUGUGGGACAAGCAAGUUUUAAAGAACGCAAGGAUUUUUAACAACUUGAUGAAAAAAGGUGGUCUAUAUGAUAUAUGGAGACUUAACAAUCCUGCAGGGAAAGAAUUUACGUUCUAUUCCUGGCCUCAUAAUUCAUAUUCGCGUAUAGACCUAAUAUUUGGAGAUCUAAAAUUAAUAGAUAAAACAGUUAAAAUAGAAAUUAAACCAGUAAUAUGGUCAGAUCAUGAUAGUGUGAGUUUGGAACUUAAUAAUAAUAGAGUAAAUUACAACAAGAAUAUAACUUGGAGGUUAGAUGAAUCACUAUUAUUAAGUAAGGAGCAUAAAGAUUAUAUAGAGAAAAUGAUUAUCUGUUAUUUUGAAGAGAAUAAUAAUGGAUCAGUGGAGAAUGAUAUUUUAUGGUGCUCAUUUAAAGCAGUAAUAAGGGGACACUGUAUAAUGCUCAACAAACUUAAGAAAAAAAAGAAGGUGCAAACAUACAAGAUCUUUAUAUGGAAUUAUAUAAAUUAAAUAAAAUUAAUAAUGAAAACCCAACCAAAGAUACUAAGUUAAAAAUAGAGAAAAUUAAAUCUGAAAUUCAGGAAAAAACAUAUGAAAAAAAAAAAAAAAUAUGUUCUAACUUAAAAUUAAAUAUUAUCACAAAUCUAAUAGAGCGGAUAAAAUAUUGUCCAAUUUGCUGGAAAAAAAAAAUAUGACCAAUAAGGUUGAUAAAAUAAUAACUAAUGAUAAUAUCUCCCUUCUACCAGAGCAGAUAGGGAAUGCAUUUAAUGAAUACUAUGCUAAUUUAUAUAGUCUUUCAGUAACUACUCCAUCAGAAAUAAUAAAAAAAUACAUCAAAUCAGCUAAACUGAAUAAAAUAACAGAAUCACAGAUAAAUAAUCUAAAUAAAGAGAUUAGGGAAGAAGAGAUCAAGAUAAUAAUAGAUAGAUUAGAAACUUGUAAAACGCCAGGUCCAGAUGGAUUUGGAAAUAAAUUCUACAAAAUUAUGCAACCUCACUUGAUUGAACAUUUAAAAAAUACUUUUAAUUCUGCAGUUAAAAAGGGCAGAUUCCCUGAGGAAAUGCUUAAAGCAAAUAUUUUACCCAUAUUGAAACCUGGGAAAGAUCCAACUAAAGUACAGAGUUAUCGUCCAAUAUCAUUAAUAAAUGUGGAUAUUAAGAUAUUUUCUUCUAUUAUAGCUAACAGAGUAAAAGAAGUCAUUAAACAAUUAAUUCACCCUGAUCAUAACAUGAGACGCGUGAUAAAUGCAUUAGAUUUCUCACAAAAGGAAAAAAGUCCCAUGCUGAUCCUGUCUUUAGAUGCUGAAAAAGCCUUUGACAGGGUCAGCUGGGAUUUUAUGAAGUUUACUUUAGAGGAAUUAGGUAUACAGGGUUGGUUGCUUAAUGCAAUUUUAGCUUUAUAUAAAGAUCCAAAGGCGAGAACUAUUGGCCCUGGUAUAUGUUCAGACUGGUUCAAAUUGAACAACGGGACCAGACAAGGCUGUCCUUUAUCCCCUUUAUUGUUUAUUUUAACUCUAGAGGUUCUAGCUAACAGAAUCAGAAAUAAUGAAAACAUCAAGGGAGUCAUAGCAAAACAGAAAGAAAUGAAAAUAUCCCUUUAUGCUGAAGAUACUAUUCUUUUUUUGAAUUCAUCAAUAUCAAUAUUAAAUACAAUGUCAGAAAUUGAUACAUAUAGUGCAGUAUCAAAUUAUAAAUUAAAUAAAACAAAAUCAACUGCCAUAUAUAUGAAUAUGCCAAAGCAAGAAAUAGAUUUUUAUCAAGAAACAUACGGCUUUAUUAAAGCUAAAAUGUUCUUGUAUUUGGGAAUUAAAAUUUGUAGAAACGUAGAAAGUAUCAUGCGAAUAAAUUUUAUGGAUCUCCUGAAAGAGACUAAUAAGAAUUUGAAAGAAUGGAGAAAAUUAGAAGUAUCUUGGGGAGGAAGAAUAAAUAUUUUGAAAUCAUAUGUUCUACCAAAAUGGAUAUGCAUGUUUAGAAUGCUUCCAUUAGAAAUCCCGAAUGCAUGGCUGACAAUGAUCAAUAAGGCUUUUUAUGAUUUUGUAUGGCGAGGAAAAAAACCUAGAGUUAAAAAUGGAGUAUUAGCAAGAGGAAUAAAGAAGGGAAGUCUAGGAUAUCCAAAUAUAAGAAAAUAUUAUGAAGCAGGAAUUAUUACGCAUGUUAUGGCUAGUCAAAUGAAACAAAAUAAAGAGGAAGUAUGGUGGUGGUUGGAACUAGAUUCUAGCCAAUUAAGAAACACUUUAGAAUUAGUCUGGGGUACAAAAAAAACGCAAUCUAUCCAGAUCAUACAUCUUAGGACAGAUUAUUCCUAUAUGGCAAAAAAUAAGGAAAAAAAUUGAUCUGGUAAAUAAGAUAUUUGACUUUCAAAAUUUAGAAAUAAUAGAAUUAAAUAUGGAGAGUAUCUCCUUAAAAUUAUGGAAAGAAAAAGGAAUAAAUAUUUUAGAGGACCUGAUUAAAGAAAAUAAAAUUAAAUCCUAUAAAAGGUUGGUUGAGGAAUUUAAGAUCUCUAACAAAGAUAUAUAUACUUAUUAUAGAGUAAAACAUUACUUGGAGAAAGUUGAAUUAGUAAAAGAAGGUAAGAUGUACGAUAUUCUAAAAACAAUCUUAUACCAGAAUAAGACAAAGCAACUGUUUUCUAGAUGUGUUAGAUUGUUGGAUCUAAUGGAUGAUUUCGUCCCGCCCAGUGCCAUUAAAAAAUGGAAUACUGAAUUAAAAACAAAUAUAGAAUUAUCUGAAUGGCUAUCUACGGCACAAAAAAUCAAUAAAUAUGUUCAUUCUUUUGUAUUGAUAGAAACACAUUUUAAGUUGGCUAACCAAUGGUAUAUGACGCCAACAAAAAUAGCUAAAUUCGAUGUAUCUAGGGACACAAAGUGUUGGAAAUGCAGAGAGGAAAAAGGAAACUAUAUUCAUAUGUGGUGGUCAUGUAAGCAAGUGAUUGUUGUAUGGCAGUGGGCUCAAUUCAUCAUUCAUACACUGUGCGGUGUUAAAAUGUCUUUAAAACCUGAAGUAAUGUUAUUAUAUUAUAAAUGGCCAAAAUUGAAUAAAAUAAAUCAAUUUCUAAUUAUCCAUUGUUUAAUGGCUUGUAAAAUAAUAAUAGCAAGAAAUUGGAAGGGAGAUACCCCUUUUAACAUCAAAUUAAUAAUAAUUCAGUUGGUUUACCAACUUAAAAUGGAGAAGGAUCAUUGCAAGUUCCUGAAGGAUGAUUUGAGCCUAUUGGGAUUGGGAGAAAAAAUUAUUACAAUUGUAAAAGGAUUGUCAUCUGAAAAAGUUAAAAAAGUUGGAAGUCAGUAGAACUCUUGUGGGGUGGGGGAUAGUUUUUUUAAAUUUAUUUAUUUAUUUUUUUGUCCUUUUAUGUUUGUUUUUAUGUGGAUGAAUGUAUUUUAAUACUCUUUUGUAAAAUGUAUUUAUGGUGGAAAAUCUGAUAAUAAAAAGAUUUAUAAAAAAAAAACGCUGUAUGCGCUUUUACCCUAGAGCUGGAUAUAAGCUCUAUCAAAUGUGAGUUCUCCACUAUUAUUUCUAAGUACGUCAUUAUUGGAAUUAUAAAAUACUACACUAUUGGUCGUCCCUCUCUCUGCUUUUUGUCUUCUAUAUAAGUGGAACCAAUACAGUUUAUGAAGACCUCACUACUGCACUUCCUGUUGUAAAGACCACUCACAAGGACACAUAAGUUGGACUUUAUUCUUUAUUUCUUAUUGGACUUAUUUUAUGUGGCGCUGCCUUUUUUAUUGUUGUUUUAACCUGUCUUGUUUUAAAAGAGUUUUGCUGCCUAUUAGUUAACUAGCGCUGUCUCUUUUUUUUAUAUUUUUUCUACUAAUAUUUUGUAGACCAACUCCGAAAGGGAACUUGAUUAUAAUUCUGUAUUCCUUUUUUAUGGAUUUCGUGACUUUUAGGAUUGUACGUUGUUUAAAUCGCCAACCGCUCAACAUAGCUGAUUGCUUUUUACAGCAUUUUCAUCUAAGAGUAUAAGAUAAUGCAACACAGGCAAAAUUUAUCUCUCGUAAAAAUAAUAAAUAAAAUCAAAGCUCGCACAAACGUUCAUAGCACUGUAUUUGCUAUGAUUAAAAGUAGUUUAAGCUCAGAGUAAUGUGCCUUGAUAAUAGUGCUGCAUUGCAUAUAUGCAGACUAACAUUGUGUUUUGUAAGGUAGUCUUGUGUUAUAGCCAAUACAAGGUGUGUGUGUGUGUGUAUAUAUAAAUAUAUAUUUUAUAAUGACUGAACAGGGUUUUAAUGUAAUUUGAUUAAUCUUUAAAGGAUACAGGUCAUACCUAUGAUAACAUCGCAUGUUGGCAAUGAAGCCAGCAUUUUGGCAUCACAGAGGAGGUUUGACCUGCUUGGGGAAGCAUCUCCAAGUAGGGCAAGUGAAGUAAUAGACCUGGCGGCGCACGGGAAGGGCAAAGGAUGGACCGGAGGUCUACUAUACAAGAGUAACACUCAUGAAACUGAGGAAGUGGCGUCUGGAUCAAAGGUCAGGUAGGUAUAUCUCAAAAUGUACAUCAAUACAUCAUGUAUCACCGUAAUAUAUGAUGUACUCGUGGUAUUUGGUGCCGAUUUGCAGAAAGUUAAAAAGCUGUUGACAGAUUCCCUUUAAUAUACAUUUUAAAAGAAAACUGCAUCACAUGGGGGAAAAAAGUUUAACAUAAUAUUAACAUUAUGUAAUCUUAUUGUUUUGUUCAAUCGUGAAUUUACAAAGAAGGGACCAUUCCCAUUUAUUGCAAAAACAAAAAAGGAAAUGUGGAAAGGUGCUACAUUUGUUGCUGUCCCCUCCAUAAUGACUUUAGCAGCAUUUAGAUAGGAGAGUGUAAGGUGACCGUGUUACAGUGUAUGGCAAAAUUAGCAGUCAUAUCCAUUCACCACACAAUCUCUUUACUUUGUACACAUUCAUGAGUUGUACAAGGUAAAGUCACAGACCUAGGCAAAGUGUUGGGAGGCCGUGAUAACCGUAAGGAAAGCAGUACCAACUUGCAGAUGCAAAGGGUUAACCACUGUAAUUGAGUAAGGAGCAGUGAACAAGGAGAAAAGUCAAAAAUGUGAAUAUUAAUUUUUUAUUUAUUUUUUUAUAUAAAUUUUCAGCAACUGAUGUUUUGUAUGUCAUUAUCACAUAUCCAGUAAACUCUGAAAAGUCAUUGUUUUUUAAAUUUACAUUGGUUAAAAACACCUGCAAAAGAAAAUGUGCAAAUAAAAUGUACUAAUUGCAUAAAUAUUCAAACUUUUUAGUCAAGCACCUCUUCCUCCACCCUCCCCAAAUUCAGAUUUUUUAUUUAUUUUUUAUUUAUGGGAAAUGUUAACAAGUCUCAUAAUCCUGAUAGGACCUGCAAUCUACAAUAUGCGUGUGUAUAUAUGUGUGUAUAUAAGUGUGUGUGUGUAUGACCUGUGUUUGAGGACUGGGGUGCAUCUCCGUGAGUUCCUGGGAAGCCCAUCUAAUAGUUUCUGGGGCUCUGGGGGCUUUCUUCGCCAUGGCAUGUUUUAGUUAGUAUUACUUCUAUGUCGACUGUCUUAAGAUUAAUGCCAUGCUGUUUUUCUGCUCAACAUUGUUUUCAAUUAUUUUUGAAAAUGUGCAGCAUUAAUGACACACUGCAGAUUUCUGAUGUCAAUCUUACUAAAAAUAAUGUGAUUCUACCACCUUGUAAACAUGCCUGCACUACAAAAAUAAAGAAUUAAAAAAAAAAAAAACUGGAGGGCAAUGCCUUCUAUUUCAUUAUGUCACUCCAUACAUUAUAGAGCGGUAUUAGCAUCAGGGAUAACGAGCUGGGAUUUAUAGCCCGGUUUGCUUUUUCAACAUGUCCUCUCCUCAUAUCCUUCUGCUCUUCCAGCUGGGCAGAAAAUGGUUUUCAAACCGGCCCAACUACUUUGGCCAGGAUUUCAUUCUAUGUACCUAACACCCUGGUAUAUCCUCUAUAUCUUCUUCCUCUAACACCCCAGCCUGAAAACCUUUUCCCGGUGUAGUACUGGAUUUUCAGGUACUGUCCUCCUAGACUUUAUUCCUAUCAAAGAUAUGGACAUUUAGCAUCAAACUUUCAUUUUAUUCUUAUAUCUGCAUUAACCUGAAAUUACAGCUUGCCAGUGAAAAGCAAAGUUUCCAUUUAAACAGACCCGUUUUUCAUAUUUCUUCAGUUAAUCUGAAUAUUUUGAGUAUUUUUAGCAGCAGGUGGUAAAGCGAUCUGAUCAUUAAAACAUUGGGUUAACUCUCAGAUUUUAUAUUAUCACAUUAUAUUCCCUGGCAGUAGAUGUAUCUAUUUGAUUUUUAGGUUGAUGUUCUAAUCUUGGUAUAUUUCAUAUAUUCACUUGUAUCAUUUGUUCAAGUCUUGUAUGCUUCUCCAAUCCAUUAUUUAUUUCAUGUACACACAAAACCAAAUUCUCUCACCUGUUUUGUUUCAUAAUUACAGCGAUGUUCCACUUGAAGCCGUGCAAGUCAAUGAUCAGCUCGCACAGUGUGACAUGUAGCUAAAAAAAUUAUUCUUACUCUUUAUAUUCAUGCAGGCACGCUCAUUCAAGAGAAAAGUUCAAGGAAAAGCAUUUGCUGCCUUUAAUAUCACAGUGAGUAUGUGAAGUCAAGAAUACAGCAUGUAAUGACACCGUGAUAUAUUUAUAUACAGACGUAUGGGGUAGGCCUGAAAUAAAAGAGGGCCAUCCCAUUGAAUUGUAAUAAAGGGGAGAGGUGGGAGGGAUGAACCUAGCGGUGACGGUUCUGUCUUGGGGUGCGGGGGGCCUGAGUUUUUAUAGCCGGGUAACCCCUCUCACAAUUACAGGCUACGCCUUCAUAUUUGUAGUCGGGGACAUAAGCUAUAAUGGUAACGUAAUAAUUAGAAGUAAGCACAAAUCGGUUGUGGUGUGCUGGAACCGACGUAUGGGGUAGGCCUGAAAUAAGAGGGCAAAAAUUGAUGUAUACAAAUAUCCUUCAUUACAUACAUGUUACAAAGCUAAACCUUUAAAUGCUAAUCUCAAUUCCUGUUCUGGUUGUGGUAUAUAACUCGUAUAUGCUGAUGAUUUCCAGCGUCCAAGUCUUUUAAUUAUAUGAGCAGGGACAUUGUGGCUUCUGAAUGUGUGACCAGAAAAGGCAGAGGGGUCAAGACCGAGUCUAAUGAAAACAGUUCGUGAAUUUGGUAUAUAGGGUGAAUUCCCUAUUGUAUACCCGAGAUUUAUUGGUAGAGAGGACCGAGCUGGCCAGAUAUCUGCUGUGUGUUAAGAGGCAUUCUAGUCCAGGCUGAGGUCUUGGUAUGAGACGGUGCUGACCGGACUGAUGUUGGCUGUAGGAUGGGCUCUGAAGAAAAACUGCAAAUUAGAUCGAGACAAUGCUACAGUGGCUGUAUUAAUGCGUCCUGGGAUGCAUAUACAAGUGAUGUGAAAUUGCAGCGUAGCCGAAUAGAGCAGAUUUAGUGUGGAAUGAGUGUAGAUCAUGGGUUUCGACCGUCCAGAAAUCUCUUAACCAGGAGUCGCCAAAGAUAGCUGCAAACCCUGUAUGGGGUGCGGCAUCGGUCCAUGUGACCGGGGAAGAGUCUGAGAAGGGCGGAAGAAACAUCGCUGUACUAACAUAAUUGCAAAAGGGUUUUCUGAAAUUGUGAAAGAAAUCUAAGCCACAUGUGUAGGUCUGCCUUAGUGUGUGCGUCUAGGGUUACGGUGCUUUUGUUAGUAUUUAGCAGAGAAAGAAGGCACAGCAAGCUAGAAAUAAAGGCCCGGCCCUGUGGAAUAAUUCUCUUAGCAACGUUUAUCGUGCCUAGUAAGGAUUGUAGGUCUGUCCUGGUACACGUGCCCUUAGCCAGAAAACCUUCCACCGACUCUGAUGAGCCGUACCUUCUCCAUGGGUAAACUGGCUUGUAGUGAGAUCGUGUCUAGGUGGAUUCCCAGGAAAGUUAGAUUAGUCGUAGGGCCUACAGUUUUCUCUUGCGACAGUGGAACCCCUAUUGCUGAGAAUAGAGCCAAUGUUUUAGUGGACUGAGGUAAUUCUAUAGUGAGAAAGUCGUCUAGAUAAUACAAGACUGAGGGGCAUUCAGCAAUGUUGAGGACCAGCCAAUAUAACUUGUCGGCAAAUAUGUCAAACAAUUUAGGACUACUUUUGGCCCCAAAAGUUAAACAAAUUGCAAAGUAGUACUUGUGUUUACACCGAAUGCCGUGCACAUGCCACAAGGAUGGAUGUAUGGGCAGGAGCUUGCAUGCAUUGGAAACGUCCAUUUUAUCUAACCAUGCUCCUACCCCAGCCUUUAGAAUGACAUGAAUAGCAUCAUCCACAGUGGCAUAUUGUAGUGAGAACUCUUCAGAUGGAAUUAAUGAGUUGAUGCUAGGUGUAGACAAAGAAUGUGAAGCCAAUAAAUCGUAAAUUAGCGGUUUUUUAUUUUUGAACUUCCCAGUGGCUAUAACUAUGGGAUUUGUAAGCCAGCUGGAAAAGGAGGGUUUAGAAAAUGGACCUAAUAUGAACCCGUUGUUCAACUCUUUUGUUAGUAGCAACUCUGUGAACCCAUUAACCAAGAAGGUGAUGAGAAGGAUGUGCCUGGAUGUAAUACACCAGGUUGUCGAUGCUAACUUCGGUUAGUCAUGGUUUCGGGUACAGACGGUUAGGACACACAGUUUUUGUGUGUGUCCUGAAACAAAUUGAGCAGACGUGCAACAAUCUGCACAAUCUAAAUCCACAACUGGCAGAAUAAAAGUUGCUGCAGAUUUGAGCUAUCCGUAGAUAUAUUAUGGGUCUACCCAAUUUGUCGUUAAGGCCUCUGUGUUCUGCAGUGUAAGAACCGAAGGAAGCACGACUAGUGGUAGGAAAGCUAGGAUGGUGAAGUGUGAGAUGGAGGCACACAAGACGGUUUUUGACCGGCAAAAUGGCUACAGAAUAAUUCUGUCUCAAGCCUACUCCAGUUGGUGUGGGUAUUAAAUUGGGUGAGGGAUGCCGCUGCUUUAGCUGAAAAAGAUUUGAUUGUCAUAAAACGAGAAACCACCGUACUUGUGUCCGAAGUCUACCAACUUGUGCAUAUAUAAAUCCAGCUCUUCCUUACGGUGAGGAGAAGUGGAGCAGAUUACGUCACAGUAAAGCCCAUAGGCAAGGACAAAUUCAGGUAUGGUAAGUUGUUGGUUGAGUCUGGGUCUCUGGCUUUUAAAACAAACGAAAGAUCACCAUUGCAGUAUGCUUUGUUCUCAACCACAUCAUGAGAGGCUAUAAGCAAUGAGACCAAGUUUAUGUCCUUGCCUUUCAAGAUAUCUUUGCGAAUGGUCAGGGGCACAAAGUAGGUGAUGUGAGUAGAAGUGAUCGGUAUUGGGUUUGUGGAGGUGUCGUUACCGUGAGAGGGAGCUGGAGUGGGGAUCUCUAAAGGUGGGAUGGCUGUCAACGGUUGAGGGGAUUCCAGUUUCUCCAGCCCAACACUGAUAGUGUUAAAUGAGGCAAGAAGGGAUGACAUUAAACCCUUGAUUUCCCUAUAGUUGUCGGGUGGAGGGACUACGCCCGGCUGGGGAGUACAGGUAUUGGUGAUAAAUAGUCUAUAGAGCCCUGCUAGUGCCAAGUGGCAAGAGAGGGUCUAACUCUGAGAAGGGCCGAGUUGGCUGGGGGCCACAAAUGCUGUGGUAGGGAUGUUGCUCUCUGUGACAGUAACAAGACCAAAUAUAUGUGGGUGUGACAUGGUAAGGCCCUAAUAACCGACAGUGGUUAAUAUGAGGCUCUAACUAUGCGUUUGAUCGAGGAACGUAUACUACCGACGAGGAUGGGUGUUGGCCUCACGGGAGUAGAUGAUUUAUAACCAGACAUGGGGCCAAAUGCAAGUAACAAACAGCCAGUUGACCAAACCAUAACCUAUAGCAGGAUGGGUGUAGGAUGUAAGAUUGGGCCUUAUGAGAUUGAAAGAAAGAUUCUGUUCAGACAAGGAUGAAUGCUUGCGAAUCUAAAAAGGAAAUGUGUAAGGUUAGGUUAUAUUUGGACCUAAUUCUACCUCCUUAUUGUGAGUAAAACUCACCUGUGUAAUGAUGUCCAUGAUUCGGCGGGAGUAGCUAGUAAUAGUUAUCUAAGGAUAAAACUAUAGUUACGCUCUAUCAAAAUAUUAAGUAUGGAAUGGCUACUAUUCAACCCUCAUUGAAAGUCAGGUUUAUUGUCAAGAUUUACAGACUUUCAAGUGGUUUCCCCAAAUUCAACUGAAAAUGCAACAUAUAACGACUUCUCCAGUCUCAAUAUUUUCUAACCCCUGGAUAGAAUUCCUCAUAACAGCACAAAUAUGCAAAACAUGUGUUGUUUCAAGCACACCUGAUGCAACUAACCAAGGGCUUAAUUAGUUGCACCAGGUGUGCUUGAGCUGGAACUGAAAUACCUGAACUGGCUAUGGGUUUGUUGGGAUUCAUGUUAAGUGCAUGUUAGAAAUAUGGCUAAAUCCAAAGAAUGGUCCACAAAGUUAAGAGAAGAGAUCAUCACUCUUCACAAAUAAAGAUCAGGAUACAAAAAGAUAGCUAAGGCACCGAAUGUUCCUAGAGAUACCGUUGGACGAAUAAUUCACAAGUUAAAAGAACAUUGGUGACGCUGCCUGGACGGAGCAGAAAAAGGAAGCUAUUAAUGGCUGCAACCAGAUUUCUGAGAAGACUCUGAUUAGAUCCAGUUUGAACUGUUCUGUGAAGCGAGUAGUACACAGCGUUGUAUGAGAUUUUCAGGUUCUUAGCAAUUUCUCGCAUGGAAUAGCCCUUAUUUCUAAAAACAAGAACAGACUGAUGGAUUUCAGAAGAAGGUUGUCCGUUUCCAGCCAUCUUAAACUUGUAAACUAACUUAAAAGUACUAAUGCUUCAGUGGCUCUUCUUGUCUAACAAAGUUUUAUUUCUUCUAUAUAUUGUUUCACAAUAGUUUUAUGCUGUACUAACAUAAUUGCAUAAGGGUUUUCUGGUGGUCAACUAGCCUUUUUAAAUGUUAAACUUUGAUUAGUAGACAGAACAUGCAAUUGGAACAGAGGACAUAUGGUUGCUGAUAAUGGGCCUCUGUACACCUAUGUAGAUAUCCUAUUAGAAAUCCGCUAUUUCCAGCUAAUCUAGUCAUUUACAACAUUAACAAUAUCUACACUGUAUUUCUGAUUCAUUUUGUUACUUUAAUGGGCAAAAAAUUAUUUUAUUUUGAAAACAAGCAAGGGACCCUCCAACUUUUCAAUACUAGUGUGUCUGUGUUUAUAGAUGUACUGGAUACCGCACUCGCCAGGGCUGGCCAGAUUUCACUUCCAAGCUAUGCAGAAUAAAUAACGGUUCAGGCCCUCCGGGACAACAGAAAUAGCAACUUCAUUGGGGCAAAAGCAUCAAAGUUUCGACCCUACUGGGACUGCUUCUUCUGUUAUUCCGGAGUGCCUGAACCGGUAUUUAUUCUGUGUUUUAUAUAUGAACUUGUGCAUGAUAUUCCAAUUAUCUGGUGGGUUUGCUAAAAAGACAAUAACACCAAAUAGAUUUCAUCUUGAAUGAUGUAGAUUUGGUGCAUAGACCGUAUCCCUGCAGUUUGACAAUGUAAAACAUUUCUGUUAUAAUGAAACUACAAUGCUUCCAUUUGGCCAUAAAUGUGUUUAUAGUGGCUAGAGGUGCUUUCUCUCUGAAGACUUAAUAAAAAGAUUAAAAAAAGUCUUCAACAUGUACUUACUUUUAACCUUACAUCGUCCCUUUAAUUCUAGAAAUGCAAUUCCUAAUAUUUUCUUUUUCCACUAGGUCGCCUUGGACAGUUAUCUGAAAAAACUUAGAAAAGCCGACUUUAAUAUUUUUCAUCCAAGCUUACAAAGGAAGAAUACAUUACUUCCAUUAUAUUUCUAUGUUCGAUCUUGGAAAAAAACUUAUUAAAAAUAUUUGUAAUUUGUA